AUGGUCGUAAAAGUUAACAUAAAAGGAACGAAUAAAUCUCAAGAUGGUUAUCAUCAUCAGCAUGAACGUCUGAUUCCGUUAUCCAAACCGCAACAAUCUUUACCGCCAACGUCAAAUAAUCUGCAUUUAGCCAGCAGUAUGGCACCAAAACCGUAUGAUGAAGAAUUGAUCAUUGAACCACCAGGUGACGAUGGAGUUGUCUAUGGCAAUUCGAAUUCAACGUAA
Molecule: messenger RNA, 225 nt
Organism: Enterobius vermicularis (human pinworm)
Lineage: Eukaryota; Metazoa; Nematoda; Chromadorea; Rhabditida; Oxyuridae
Source: the annotation of a GenBank genome assembly